Caenorhabditis elegans is the source of this 2096-nucleotide messenger RNA. RefSeq names its product Mic1 domain-containing protein (gene Y50D4A.4). Gene Ontology annotation, cellular component: Mon1-Ccz1 complex. The transcript has 9 exons. Lineage: Eukaryota; Metazoa; Nematoda; Chromadorea; Rhabditida; Rhabditidae. Bases 35 to 1921 code for a protein of 628 amino acids. The record is from RefSeq and is marked reviewed. Gene Ontology annotation, biological process: regulation of autophagy.
AUUUUUGCAGAAAAAAUAAUAAACAUUAAAAAAAAUGCUCGAACUUGGCGCCUCAUUCAUCCCGUUCGAACCAGACCGCUCCUCUCACGACGGAAACAUCACGCGCAACUUUUUCGACUGCUCCAGCCAGCGAAUAUGCACAAUGAGGAACAACGGGGCGCUGGGACUCACUUCGAAAUCGCUGAAAAACGAUAAAAUAAUGAAUGUCCGAACAAAGGAUCGCGGGGAGCCUUCUACUGUGAAAUUUUCGCCCGAUGGCCGGCUCUGUGCGAUGCAACGCACCCCAACCACCGCAGACGUGGUUUUUUUGGAAAAAACCGAGACUUCUCUGUGUUUGGAGUUAACAGUCAACACAAAGUCGAAAGAACCAUUGCUGGCAGUUGAAUGGGUCACUAAUAAUCAGCUCCUCCUCGUGAACAACCAUAGUGCCGAAUUAUUAUACAUUAAUGAGGAUAAAAAGUCGUCGAAAUUGUUAAAAGCGACAAAUGUCAACGCUGCAUGGGCAAUUUAUUAUGCGCCCAGUCAGCUGCUUCUCAUCGCAAAUGGCCAGUCUUGUUCAUAUCUUCAGCCAUUCGUUGUGACGCACUCCCAGUUUACUAGAAUGAAGGGGUUUGAAGUCGAUUUUGGAGGAUCCAUAUCGAAGGAGAACUUUCUGGAAAAAGACGCGGCGAUUGCCACGAUAUAUGGCAGAGUUUAUGUGCUAGUGUUCAAAUACAGUAACCGGAACGCCACAGUGCUCGAUCUCUAUGAAUUGCCAUUUGAUGCGGCUACAGGACCCAGUUUCAAGCAUUCAUUAAUUUUAGGAUUCAAUGGUGGCUGUGGUAUUCAUGUAAUCGAUAAUUUGGUCGUUGUACAUCACCAGGCGUCGCAAAAAUCGCUGAUUUUUGAUAUAAGAGUCAGCUCGCCGAGCAAGAGUCAUUCACCUCUUGUUGUCACCACAAUAGAAUCCCAUCCACAACACCAGCCACCUCCAGCUCUCUACACCAAUUUCUGGUUCACCUUCCUCCCCGACAUCGUCAUUGAUUCGUCUGGCGGUGUGAUGUACUCGAUUCGUCUGAAAAAUGAGCACGCUCAACUCGAAAUCGCCGACAAACAAACGAUGCUCGAAUAUUUGGCGAGACGGAGCAACGAGAAGAAGCUGUUCGUGACGACAUUGUUGGCUUGCCUCAAAGCUCGCGCUCUGUCUCUCCGACAAAUCCGGAAAGUAUUCGCAAUGCUCACAGGAGUUACUGGAAAAUCGUCUGCUAGUGAAAAUUCAGUUGAAAAUGGCUCUGGAAGUAGCCAGAAGCCCGUAUUAGACUGCGAGAAAUACGCGAGUUUGGCAGUGACGCAGCAGGAAAUGCAAAGCUCUGUUCUCAUUCCAUUGAGGGAAGAAGUAUCGCUACCCGAAUCAUACGUGGCAAAUAUUAUGCUCCAGUAUCUACGGUCGCUCUUCGACGCAGAAAUAACGCCAGAAGCCUACCUAAUUGAAAUGGUCGUUGAGACACUGGCCGAAGCUGGCGAGAUGUCGAAAUUACAGCAAAUUGUCACCUAUAGGGUUAUUAACGACUCCAAACCAUUGGCAUUCUUGUUACUAUCCUACGAAGCUCGAUGCUCGACACUUUUCCAAUCGGGAGUGGAUAUUCUUGCCAGAAACAAGGCUAGCGAUGAAAUUGUUGAAGUGAUGCUCGAGAAAAAGCAAAUCGUCGACGCAUUUCGAUUUAUCGAUGUACGGAAUCUGAACGAUGCUUUGAUCCCGAAAGUUGUGGAAGCUGCCAAUCAGCACUGCGUUCGGCAGACAAGAUAUGCCAUUAAAGAGCAUUUAACAGAGAAAAAAGCUAAAGCCUCCCUCUAUAAAUCGAUUGGCGACGAGCUGUACACUGCCGAGGAAGUGAAAGGAGCCAGCGAAGAGCAGGCCACGUGUGCUCUGUUUGAGAUUUAAUUUGGUUUUUAUUUCAUUUGUCUGGUAAAUUAAUGGUGCUCCCCUACUUAUGUAUAUGUGAUUUUACGGUUUUGUCGAGGUGCUAUGUAAGUGAUUUUGUCGAUAUUUUGGAUUAUUACUAUUGAAAUUGUUUAAUUUUUGCGUAAUUUGUAAAAUGAAUAAAACAUUUAUUGUA